Messenger RNA from Diorhabda sublineata, 11864 nucleotides. RefSeq names its product cyclic AMP response element-binding protein A-like. Bases 604 to 1758 code for a protein of 384 amino acids. The record is from RefSeq and is a predicted model, not a curated record. Gene Ontology annotation, molecular function: cAMP response element binding; DNA-binding transcription factor activity, RNA polymerase II-specific. Gene Ontology annotation, biological process: regulation of transcription by RNA polymerase II. Lineage: Eukaryota; Metazoa; Arthropoda; Insecta; Coleoptera; Chrysomelidae. The transcript is spliced from 6 exons.
AGAAAUCAAGUGAUAGGUAAACAAAAACAGUGUAAGAACACCCAAGUAUCUACUAUUUAUAUAGUUUUGUUGGAAAAAAUACGAAAACAUGUGCUUCUAUAAAAUAUAUGUAAUCAGUGAAUCGAAUAGUAAGUUAAUUUUCCAUGGCGCACACUUGUCGCGCUGACGAAGCACGAUUCAAAACGUGGUUGGUUGGGAAACGCCGACUGCAUUCUUGCAACCACAUUCACCGUUCACUUGAACUACUGCGUUCGGUAAAAGAAGAGCACACCACGCGCGUAUAUAUCGUAUCGCUUCGUACACCGACAGUAAAAUCGAUCAAAAAUUUCAACAGGUUGCCGGUAACUCUUAUUCACGCCCUAAAUAUUCGAAUUUACCGCUUUGAAAACUAUUGUCGAAGUGCCGGCAAAAACAAACGAGGGGCGUCCUGUUAAUUGUUUUGUAAUCGAAAUGGCAAAGUUUUUUAAUUAAGUGUUUAAUUUAUUUAUUGUACCGUUGCAAAGUGAAAUUUUUUUUCUUGUUGUGAAGUGUUAGACUAACAAAAUUAUCGCAUUUGUUAUAUUUUCAUUUCUGGAUAUCACAAAAAGCUUUCUUCGUAUCAAUAUGGAAACUUUCAUUGUGGAUAAAUCUUUUUACGAUUUUGGAACUGCUGAAGAACUGAAAGAAUUAUGGGAGGCUGAUUUAGACCCGGCUAUGCAAGAAGUAUUAAAAAUGCAAUCGGGCGAUAUGACGAUAGAAUGGAGUUAUAUACCGAGCAAAGAUUUGCCAGGUGUGAUUCUUCACGAUAGACUCAUGACGGACGCCGCUUUGGGAACUAGACCAAUCAAAACUGAACACUCAUACAGUUUAACAUCGGAUGGGGACAGUUUACCGGAUUCACCAACUUCACAUCAUAAAGUCGACGACAUGGAAGAUGAGUGCUUUCCGGCCAUUUCAAUGAAAACAGCUUGUGGCAACCUUCAGCAUGAUCCUUUGAGUAUUAAAGAUGAGCCAAACAGCGAAACGGAUAGCAAUCAUUCGUCAUGUCCUUCGUCACCUCAAUCAAUCUACGUUAAUGCAAGCAAUGUUCCUUUAGAUGUCGAAAUGCCUCCCAUAAGUAUCUCCCAUACAGGACUAAUAAAAUCAACAACAAACACGUUAUUGACGUCUCCUCAUACAGUGAUCCCCCAAAGAUUACAGUUACCACUACAAAAAGCUACACCUACUGUCAAAAUCGAAGCGACAACUUUCCAUAAUCUACCUCCGACACCACCGUCUUGCAGUAGUAGCGAAGAUAGUGAAGAUAACGGUACUAUUUCCCAACCGAGUUCCCCCGCUGCCAGAAAAACCGCCCGCCUCUUAUUAAAUCAACCAUCCACCAGGCAACCUAUCAACACGCCACUUAUCAGUAGUCAACCGAAAGGUUCAACUGGCACUCUAGUCCUUACAGAAGAAGAAAAAAGGACGUUAAUUGCAGAAGGUUAUCCAGUUCCUACCCGCCUACCACUCACAAAAGCAGAAGAAAAAUCUCUAAAGAAAAUUAGGAGGAAAAUUAAAAAUAAGAUAUCUGCUCAAGAAAGUAGGAGAAAAAAGAAAGAGUACAUGGACCAGUUAGAGAGAAAAGUCGAGCACCUUGUUACUGAAAAUACAAAUUAUAGACAAAAAAUAGAAUUCCUAGAAGAUUCCAACACAAACCUGCUCAGCCAACUACAAAAAUUGCAGGCCAUCGUGGCUAGGACGCACCCGCAAAUUAUUAAACAGCUUAAACAGAUACAAUAAUUCCGAAAAUCAACAAAAUCGAUUAUUUUUAAUAGUAUUUUUAUUUUUCGUUAUUAAAUCAGCUAUUUCAAGUUAUAGAGUACAAAUUUGUAAAAUCUGUUCGUAACAAUGACGUAUAUUAAUUUUUUCUUGUGGCCAAAAUAUUACCAAUUUUGUGAUUGCUAAUGAAAUAAUCAUUAUUUUUUCAACAUCAAUUUAUAUUAAUUACGAAAUUUAAUAUUGAUGGUUAGUUCUCGAAAAUACAAUCACAAAUAAUCCUCUGGAUUUUUAUCGAUAAAAACAACAACGCCAGAGUCUUCCAUCUUUUUGAUUUUAUAUACAUACAUUCCACAAAUUGAAAUAUAUAUAAAUACCAAAGGUUGAAUGUAGGUAAAACGAGCUCAAGAAAAUAUUUUUCUAUGAAAUGUAUCAAGAAAAAAAAAUAUUAUAUUUACUAUAAAUCGUGUACUUAGGAUUAUAUUGUAAAUAAAUUACGUGGGCUGAAGUGCCUUAAAACUAAACGAAAAAAAUGUAGAAACAAUACAUUGAUUUGGGUAAGUUAAUCAUCAGCUAAUUGAUGUGUUAAUAAUAUCACAAAUAUAAUAUUUCAAAUCAAGUGAUUGGAAUUAAUAGGUAAUAAAUGUUAUAAAACCAUUCAAACAUACAAGUUAUCAUGUCUAAUGUGAACUAUUUAUUGAAAAGAUGCUGACAACACAAAUUAAAUAGAAGUAUGAUGAAAAAUCUGCCACUUACAAAUAAUACCUGAUAGAGAAGAUUACGAAGAAGCUUUAUGAUCUCAAAGACACAAUCCUAAACUUUUUUCACACAAUUAAACAUUAUUUGUUUGUUUAUGAAGAUUGUUUAUAAAAACAAUUUCCAUCUACUAAUGGGAAAAAAGAAACAUUAUCAAUAUUGAAAAAUCUUACAUUAAUCACACAAUAAUAACAUAAUUAUGCACCAAUAAUACUGAUAAAAAUAUUGGGUGAAAACUUGGGAAUAAUUGCUAUAAAAUAUGUGAAACUUUCAGUUUGAGUUCAAAACUGAAAAUUUACAAUUAAUUUAUUAAUUGUUCCACUUUAUAUUCCAUACAAUUAUAUUUCCAUUCUCCUAAUUGCACAUAAACAGAGAUUUCGUUAUUUUUUUUCCAAACUUCGAUUCGUAUGAUUUGUACAACGACACUUAAAAAUUCAAAAAGGAUAUAUAAAAAACAAAACCAUCAAUAUAACAUUGACAUUGUGAAAGACCAGGUGUUGAUGUUCCAUCAACAAAAUAUUUCAAAUGGGUUGUACCUUUGAGUAUUCCAUUAUUAACUAACAAUGUUCGGAAACUAACCCGGAUCAUUUUCAUUGUUGAUCAAAAACUGAUCGAGUUAACGGGUUGUAGUCAUAUGAUAUGAUCCUUUCUACCCUAGUACACCAGUGAGUAAAUAUGAACAGCUGACGGGUUGUGUCGUUUGUGUAAGUUUUUUUGGAUCUAAAACUUAAUAAUUCCCUAUAUAUGGUUGUCUAUGAUUAGUUAUCUUGAGCAGAAUAAUUGAUAUAUUUUCGGAAUAUCAGCAAAAAAAUAGCUUAUUGUGUGUGUGUGUGUGUGUGAGUUAGUAAAUCGUUGAUAACUCCUCAAUAACAAUUAUUAAACAUCUAGAAUAUGCUAGACAACUGAAUAAAUAUCAUGAUAAGAUUAACGUACGAAAAAAGUAGUAAAGUCGAAAGUUCUUGUAGAUUAUGUUUUAGAUACGAAAUUUUCACCGAAAAAUGAGGUUAGGAAACUGUGAUCAAAAUAUGGUUCUGGAUUAAGAUGCGCAAUCAGCUGAUAUAUGACCUUGGAUCAUAGUUACCAAAUAGCCCUAUAGCGAGUCUUCAAAGAAUCCACUUAGCUUUACAACUAAGAUGUUCCUAUCAAAUUAACAUAAACGAUUUUACAAAUAGUCUAGUAAAAUAUGUUCCUGAGAAGAUGAAACUGCAUAAAAGAAAAUCAUCAUUCUUUUUGAAAAACAUCCAAUAGUCUAAAAGCUGAUUGUGUAAAAAGUCCUUAUAUAUGUGUAGGUCGGUACGUACAAAUGGAAACAAACAAUUUUCAAUUCUAGUGCUUCUGUAAAAAUUAGUAUUGCUGCCAAUGAAAUAUCAAUUAAGUACUUUUGAGCAGAAGAACUUCGAGAUAUGCGAUUAAUGAAGAUUUUUUUAUGAAUAAUAUAAAUAACUAAACUUCUACUAAAUUAACUGAUGAUUGCUUUACGACAUUUCUUGUACUGUUUUUAUAUAAUGUAAAAUAUAAUGACAUUUUUCGGGAACUUUACAAUAUGAGUAAAAAAGAUUGGGUUUUAUGCUACUACGUAUUAUUAUGGGUCUAACUUAAUAUAUUUGCGUAUCAUUAUAAAUAAAUGUAUAUUUUUUGAAAGAGCUGAGUCGGGACCAUGCUUUUUUGUAUGAUGCUUAAUUUUUUAGAGUAGAUCGCUUAGGAACUCGUUUAGAUUAUUGUGAGAGCAUUUAGGAUAAACUAAAAUAAUUAUCAACAAAAAAUUUCAUUUUUAGAUUGAUUAAUGUGUUCCUUAAUGUUCGAAACACCAUCAGAAUAUAACUUUUGUACAAGUAUCACUUGAUGAUUAAUUAAAGUAUUAAAUGGUUAUAAUUUAAAAAAUCAACAUUAUUAUUUAGCACUAUCACUAGUAAACGAGCAGUGUCGAUAUGUUAUGGCAUACACUUUUCAUUUCUCUUCUUAACUGUAAAUGUUUAUUUUUCGAUUAAUCACAUAAUUUGUUGGGGAAGAAGUUGUGCCAAUUUUCUUCGAGGUUCUUUAUUAUCAAGAGUUCUCCUAAAGUUUUCUGGAUCCUGUUUGCUAUUUUUAGGACAUUUUCUAUGAUUGUAUGUUCCACACACAUUGCAGUAAGAAAAGAUGGAAAUUGUUCAACAAAAGAAGAAAAUUAUUCAGCUGAAUAAACAGUAGGAAAACUUUUAAACACUUUGUUAAUAAGUUUUGGAACAAACGUAUAAAGUGUUGGCUAUCUGCAUUUACUGAUAACACUGAUAAUGAAAGUUUCAUGCACAAAUAUAAAGAUACAAGGAAAAAUUAAGAUUCUGCUAUGUAUUGAGCAGGAUUUCUGGCUGGUACUGCCGGUUUUUUCUUUGUUCUUAAUUAUUUAGACAGACAUAUUUCAUUGCAUUGGUAAUGCAUAUUUUGUUGUGUUAAUUCCAUUUACACAUCUAAACGGCUAUGUGCAGUACACUUUUAAUGGCUCUACUCUUGGCAUCAUGUUUUUUUCCUUUCUUGGGGUUGAUUUGAAUUUCCUAGUUGCAUGUGUUUUCCAGUCGCUGUUGAAAAUUCAUAAUAUCCUUUUUCUUAUUCUUUGUGACAGAUAUGAUGGAUAGUUUUCUGAACAUAAAAAUAAUAGUUCAAUUUAUUGAGAAUCAACAGUUGAGGGGUUUGGUGUUUAAUAGUACAGCAGUAAAUUUUUUUAUCCCUUAUGUUCUAAAGAGAAUUAUAUGCUCAGAAUUUGCAUUUUAAUUAUUGAUUUGAAAUAAUUUGAAAUGUUUACAGAAUGAUCUUCAGCAAUUUGCGUAAGAUGCUUUGACAAAUUAACUCUGUUUUAAUUAUGCUUUGUAAUUUUAUCAUUAGAAAAAGAAAGUGAAGGGGAAUUUGAGUGAAAUUCAAGUCAAUUAUUGCAAUUUCACAUUAAUUAAUCAUCUAGUUUUUUUUAUACAGAAUAUACAGAUAUUAGGAAAUCUUAUACCUCAUCUACAGAUUUUAUUCUAUACAAUAUUUCCUUCUAAGUUGGUUCGUACUUUUUUAUUAUUGAUUUUACAAAAAAAAUUACUCCUUUUAAAAAGUUGUUAAUGUUCCAAAAUACAAACAUUGAGUUUUUCAGUCUUAUAUGCGGUUUGUUAAAUAGUAAGUAUUUUACUGACGAGUAAAGUAACUAUAUAUUUGACUAUCGAAAAUUGAGUACAAAACUAAAAACUAUUUUAAAAUGUACAAUUACAUCUAUUUAUACAUAUACAUUUUUAAUGAGAUUGUUGUAUUUUUAACUAUUAUUCUUAUCAUGAAUGAAAGUGAUUACAAAACAUCUCGUAUCUCAAGGUUUUCUAAUAAUUUUAAUACUUAAUGAUUACAUAUGCAUUUAUUUUGCUAAUAAUAAAUAAAUUCAAAUACAUCCUGAGUUGUGUAACUCACAUAAUAUUACUACAUUACAUAAACAAAAAUUUAACCUAAUAAAACAACCUUUUCUGGUAAAGUUUUUUGUCACUUAACCCUAUAAGUAAUCAAGAGAGGUUAGGUGAGGGGAUCUAACAGAUCAAAACAGAUUAGAAUACCUGUGAAUAAGUUUUCGAUGAAACAUACGUUUAGUAUAUUUCCUAUCGUUUAAUGUACUAUGGUAUGCCUCACACCAUCUUUUUGGUAAUAAAUACAUUGACGUUCUUUAAGUUUAUGAAAACUGUAAAUAUUUUGAAUUGAUAGGUUGGCGCACAAAAAGUAGAGAUGAUGUUGAUACGAGAUGAUUCCGAUGGAUAAAAAUGAUAUUUUUCGCAAACAAAUGGUAAAUGUGUAAAAAAUUGUUAAUUUGAUUGGUCUAUUAUUGAAGAAGUUUUAAAUUCUUGGCAACGUAUUACUCAUAUAAUUAUUUUGCAUCAACCACUUUCUUUUGCAUAAUAAUAUUUGUUUUAUUUGACCGAAAAAACUCAGUAUUCUAAUAUGCAAUAAGUAUUCGCCACUUUUCAUUGAAAGUAUUUUUAUAAAAUUUAUUUUCUAUUAUCAUAACAGUUGAGUUAGUAAUAUUAUUGGUAUGUCUGUUGUUAAAUAUUUCUUGCUAUCAACAAAUAAUUUGAUUGUCAGAUCAUCCUAGAUUAUAUAUAGCUAAAAUAGCAUUCUUUUCAUACGAAAAUGGAAAAAUUGAUUUUGAUAAUGAAAAUGGAUGUGAUUGCAUAGUUGUACCGAUUUUUUUGUCCUCAUUUUUCUAUAGUAUUAAAUAUAAAGAUACUCUUGUAGAAUUCAAAAUUUUUGCCAAACUGAGUAUACAAAUGAAAAAUUUAAGCAGUUGAUAAAUGUAUAUCAUGGUUUAGAAUAUGUAAAACUUUUUAUAAUUAAAUAUUUCUUAAAAGUUGAUAAUAAGAUUUUAUUAUAGUUCCAACUUAGGGGGAUAUAAUAUUACUGCUUUUAGAGGACACUAAACAGAAGUUUUUUCAAAAAAAUAUCAAAUAAAUUCAAUUAUAUAUAUCAUGAAAUCAUCAUGAUUUAGUGGAAUGGUUCUCCACAUAGACGUUCCAAUCCGUUAUAUCAUUGUUUACUAAAGUGCACAAGAAAGGUGACGGUGAGUUUAUUAUUUCCUGUUGGAAAGACUAGGUUUGCGAACAUUGUUCGUCUAUUCAUUUUUGAAUAAAGUGGAAUAAAAUACUGAAGAGAUUAGGUUUGUGCCCAUGGUUCCUCUAUUUACUCUUGCUUGUUGAACACAUUUAAUUAAUGCUUGUAGUUUAUUUUUUUUAUGUUUAGAUCUUAUUGACUGUGCUCAAUAAUGUGAUCCCGUUAAAUUAGUUUCUGACUUAUUAUUACGUGUCAUUUUUUCUAUUGUGAAGUUUGAUCAUAAUAAUUUUCAAUAAUUCAUGUUAAUUUCUUAUAUAUCUAUUACUGAUGCCUUCUCCAGAUUUUUUUACCCUAUAUUUUUCAUGAAAACGUUAAGUUUCCAAAUAUUUGUUAUAUGAAGUAUAUUUUCCUAACAAACAGACUGAAAGUUUGAAUAGAGAAAUUUUAUACACACAUAUUUAACUUAGUUAUUGUCUGAAUAAAUGUAAAAUCGUUAUAAGCUUAGCAAAUAUUUAUAUACAGGGUAGUCUGAAUAAGUAUCAUUUAGAGAUACCUUAUUGAUCUAGUUUUCAAAUUCUAAUAAUUCAAAAUAUUAAUUGGAUUCUAAAGUAUUAUAUUUAUAUUGUGUUGCAAAAAUUUCGUAAUAAUUACAAAAUUGAUAUUGUCUUGAAUUACAAAUAUUUUGUGAAUUAGUUGCUAGUAAAAAUUUGGAAAUAAAAUGUUUUAUUGGCAACACUGUAAAAAAUUCAAUUAUAAUCUGCCAGUUAUUAUUACUUUGAAAAUUAGAUUCGAAUUGGUAGUCAUAUAAACAUAAAAAUGUAUUAUAAUGUACAGGAUGUCCAGGAUACAGAAAUUCGAGAUCGAGUACUUUGAAUCAAAAUAAUGUAAGAAGUGAUAUCUGCCAAUGAAUUUUAUAUAUAAAAUAAUUUAUAUACAAGUAUAAUGAACUAAUUAUCUGUUGUUAUUCAUUACUCAUAAAAAAACAUAUAUAUCUUUGACAAUGAAUAAGAUUUUGUGAAACUUUUAAUGAUAUUAAUCAACUUUCUGGGCACCCUGUAUGUACUAUCAUGUAUUGUAUAUGAAAAGUGAAAAUUCAGUACUUAUUUGUUAUAUUUAUUUUAACAAAUGUUAAGAGUUUUAUGUUGUAAAAUUUAAUUAAUAAUAUUUAUAGCAAUUAAGGGAAAUACAUCUAACCACAUGAUCUAUCGAUUUUGUCAAUUUUAGUAAGUAGAACACUUGUCAAAAUAUGAUCGGCUUCGUUUCUCAUGAUUCAACAAAAUGUUUCAUAUUAUAAAAACAUUCAAUUGGAAGAGUGAUAGAAUUCACAUAUGGUAGAUUUACAAGAGACGUAAGCCAUGGUGUUGCUCUUGGGAAGCGUGGCUCAAGGUUAGUGUAAAAAGACAUUUUGUAUUUAAUCAUUGUGAUACCUGUCACGGUUAUUACGUAAAAUACCAAACACAUUGGAUACUCUAGCUGUUAAAUCAAAAUCUUUACCUGACAUUUUAAAAUGUUUCUGAAAUCUUUCAUUUCACAGCUCAGACUGAAGACUUAAAUCUACCAUUAUUUUUACACUGUUAAAUUUCUUGCCUUGUACAAUAUCACCUUUCCAACUUUAAUUUGUAAUCUUUCUUUUGAUUGAUUAGUAAGCCAGCACAUGCCUCUACCACUAACCUCUCCUAUCGUACUAAAACACACGAUUCGUGCCACGUUCAUGGCUUCUGGGUUGUGUAAACUUACCAUUAUACAAAAUGUUUUUGAAGCCGAUGCUUUGAGACUAUUAAUAUUUCUAAUAAUUAAUAACUAAUUGACAAUUUUCUAAAAUGAUUGAUAAUGAAAUAUUUUGUGUGAAUAUACCUGCAAUUAUAUUGUAUAUAAAUAUUACAUAUGUCCGUUGCAUUAUUCAGAGUUUAAAAUAUUUUAUAUUGUUAUACAAUUGAAAAUUUAUUUAGGAAAAAAUGCAUCCGAUUAUUUAAUAUUAAAUAAUUUGAGAUUAGGUUUUCAAAAUGAGAAAAAAAAUGAAUAUAGACUACUUAGAAUUCCUUACAAUCAUUUUUAUUCUUUUAAAAAACAAUAUACGAUAGAUAGUUAACAAGAGUAGAAGUUGUGAAAAUACCUAGAAACUGCCAAAAGAAGAAACCGUAAAAAAAUUAACUCAAAAAAAUAUACAUAGAACAUAGUGGCAAAGAAGUUAUACAGAACCAAAAGGACAACUUAAAAAUAAUAGAAUAGGAACGAUAGAAAAUGAAAAAUAUAUUGAUUGAUUCAGGUAUACAAAGAGAAAAAACAACAGGAAGAGAAAUACAAAAAAAAAAAUAAAUUUGAAUGUUAAAGUCAACAAUUGAAAAAAUCUUCAUAUAUAUGAUAAAUGUGAAGUACAGUGGUGUAUAAUGAACAGAAGUAAACAAAUGUCUUGGUAAGUUGCUUGUCAAGAAGGAAAUCAAACCAAACCAUAUCUGAAACAAUUAAUGAAAGAAAUAUUCUUGCUCAAUAGAAGUAUAUACAGCAGAAUGUCUUAGGAAACUACUUAGAGAGAAUAGGCUAAGAACAAGAGAAGAUAAAACAGAUAGAAAUUUAUAUGGGUAUUCAAUUCACAGUAUAUCGUCAUAAUAGUAAGAACUCACAGCAAGGGAAAGAAUGAGAGUAAAUAUGAAAACAAUUCCAAGGAGCUAAAAUAAAACUAUUAUAUAUACCUUUACAUUAAGAAAGAGAUGUCCAUGUAAGAUUUCUAGAAUUUCCCAAAGCUUUACGUUUUUAGAAUUUAGAUCCUAAAUAUCUAAGAAAAAUCCGAAUGAUUUGGAAAAUAGAGCAAACAACCGACAAAAUAUUAAUGCCAAAACAAAUACAAAUGUUAUACGCCUAGAAAAUGUUAACAAACCUAAACAAAUGUUUUGAUAAGUUAAUAUUAACUAAUAUAUUUAUUGUUGUUUGGAAUUUUCAGUUGUCUAUGUUCAGUAUUAAUUUUUUUAUCGAACAUUUUACAGUAGGGGAGUCCAAUAGUAGAAAUUUGGGUUUUCUUGAGCAAAAUGGAGAAUAUUUUAGAUUACAGAAAGAGUGGAAGGUUUUUUAAUAUUUCUCCUUUCUGUAGUGUCAGAUAUUAAUAGUUUUGGUAUUCCAACCUGUCUAUAUAACAAAGUUAUAUUUAACUGCUAGGAGAGACAGCAGGAAAAAAAAUAUUCAAGUGUAUCAGUUCAAAGACAAUGUUAUGUAAGUCCCGAAAAUUCAAAUACUAAUGAUUCCAGUCAUGCUAUUAAAAAAUAUGACGGAUAUUCCAAAGAGUUUUCUAGAACUGAUGGUUGAAAAUGUUUUAUGCCAAGAAAGGGUUUAGGAAUAAAAAUAUUUUAUCAUUUCUCGAGUAAGGUUUUUUUAUAAAAUUAGUAAACACUUAGAACUUUAUUGAACGACAAUUAUAACUCUAAUUUAGAAUACUAUUAACAAUUCAGUAACUAUCACUUCGAAAAUAUAUCACUUUAUACCACUCGGAUAUACUAUACUCCUGCUUUAUACAAGUAAUGUUCCAAAACGUGGUAGAAACUUCUGUAUCAACAGCCAAGUUCUUCGAGAAACGCCUUGAACUAGUUCAACGGUUACCCAAUAGAUGUACUAUUUCUAUAAUUUCCACUACAUAAACUCAUGACUGACACCAACAGAUGGCAUGCGCCUGUGUCAGUUAUAAUAUGGAAAAUUCUGUAGAUUUUUUAAUUAAAAUUAAACUAUUAAAAAAAUUUUUGUCCAUCUUUAUAUUCAUUAGAGAAAGCAUAUUUGUAUCUGAGAGAAUCAAACAGAAAAAGUGGAAGAUAAAGACAGAUGAGGAGUGGAAAACAUAUGCUUCACUCCAGCUGCACCCACUAAAAUUUAUCAACGAUUUUGGAAACUACAAGUUGUAGAAAUUUGAGAAUUUAAUUUUUCAGUUAUUUUUGUAUUAUUUUCUAAAAAUAAAAACAAUCUCACUCGAAAAUAUCAAAUAAAAUUUUUUUGACUCUCUCACUUCUUCAAUUAACCCACAUUACUUUAAUCUGACAUGUUCAAAUAUUUCUGAAGAUCAACGAUUCCUUACACAAUAUUAAUUUGUCGGGUUUGAUCUAGUUCCAAAAUCACGUUUGGACUCUACUACUAUCAGCUUUCUAUUUUUAAUUUUAAAUAAAUCCCUAUUUUUGUAUAUAGAGCGUUGCGAAGUUAAAGUAUAUUUACUAUACUUAAAUGAAAUUGAAAAAUAGACUAAAUGAAAAUUUACUAAAUUAUCUAAAAAAAUUAUAAGAUAAUGUAAUGAAUUUUCCAGUCAAUAAGUAAUUUAUAUUUACUUAUUUGGAGAAAUGCUGAAAAAACUAGAGGGGUAAUUCGUUUUAUGUAUCAGCAUGUACAUAAACUUGAAUUGAUAUGAUUGCUACUCGAAAAAACAUGUUACGUAGCAGCAGUGGCCUAAUGUGUACUUAGAACUCAUUCUUAUAAAAGUGGUACUAAUAUCGAAAAAGAUGGUGCCAAAUUUUAUAACUACAUUUUUUUUUCGGUAGACAACAGUAAUUAAAUUUUUAUAAAUAGAGUAGUCACAAAUUUGAUGUAUAAAAUUUACCCUUCUAUCUUUUUUAACAUCAAUUCUUUCAUACAAAAUGUACAAAAAUAUUUGUUUUAAAAAUGAUUUUUUAUUAUUUGUUAAAUAUGUAUUUUUGUGCAUUUCGUUUAUAUAUAUUUUGUAAUUUAUGUAACUACAAUAUUAUGUGCAACCGUAAAAAUUUUUUUUUAACUAAGGGGCCACAUAAAUUUAAGAGAUUUUUGUCUGCUUAAUUGCACUGGGUACCAAUAGCGAUUGUUUGUAAUUACAAACAUUAAUAAAGAAUAUAUAA